Molecule: messenger RNA, 7163 nt
Organism: Schistocerca serialis cubense
Lineage: Eukaryota; Metazoa; Arthropoda; Insecta; Orthoptera; Acrididae
Product: cytotoxic granule associated RNA binding protein TIA1
Exons: 8
Coding region: 186-908 (240 amino acids)
Molecular function (GO): RNA binding
Source: RefSeq, a predicted model, not a curated record
ACUACCACAUAUUCGUCGGCGACCUGAGUCCAGAAAUAGAGACACAGACGCUUAGAGAAGCCUUCGCCCCUUUCGGUGAAAUUUCGGACUGUAGAGUAGUGAGGGAUCCGCAGACACUGAAAUCCAAAGGAUAUGGCUUCGUCUCUUUCGUCAAGAAGGCGGAAGCGGAGAGCGCGAUCGCAGCGAUGAACGGCCAGUGGCUGGGAAGCCGCAGCAUCCGAACCAACUGGGCGACCAGAAAGCCACCGGCCCCCAAGAACGAAGUGAACACGAAGCCGCUGACGUUCGACGAGGUGUACAACCAGUCGAGCCCCACCAACUGCACCGUCUACUGCGGGGGCCUCACCAACGGCCUCACCGAGGAGCUCAUGCAGAAGACUUUCUCGCCCUUCGGAAACAUACAGGAGAUACGCGUCUUCAAAGACAAAGGAUACGCCUUCGUGAGGUUCUCCACCAAAGAGUCGGCUACGCACGCCAUCGUGGCCGUGCACAACACGGACAUCAACGGACAGACCGUCAAGUGCUCCUGGGGGAAGGAGUCGGGUGACCCAAACAACGCACAGGCAGCAGGACAGCCGCUGACGGGAGCCCAGUAUCCGUACGCUUACGGGCAGCAGAUGGGCUACUGGUACCCUCAGAGCUACCCCACCACCGCCGCCACCGCCGCCGCCGCGCAGAUGCAGGGCCAGUUCCUGCAGGGCAUGCAGGGAUACACCUACGGCCAGUUCGGAUACCAACAAGGCUACAUGGGGAUGGGCAUGCAGCUGCCAGCCGCCUGGCAGGGCAUGCCGGGCCAGCCGCAGAUCCCGGCGGCGGCGCAGCAGAUGGCGGCAGCGGCUCAGGGCGCGGCCAUGCAGCAGCCGGCCGGCAUGAUGGCCUACCCCAUGCAGCAGUUCCAGGCACAGUGAUAUGCAUAUGAUACAGUAGCCGGGCGGUCAGCCUCGGCAGCCAAUCCACGCUCGUUAAACCAAGUGAUAACUCAACCUUGCAUGAGUAACAGAUAUACGUAACUACAGAACCACCUGCACCGCCAUUCCGCUAGGCCUGCUGCAGCCUGCAACCUCUAUAUAUAUAUAUUAUAUAAAUAAAUAAAUAAAUAUAACUGUAAUGGUAGAAAGCCCAAGGCUAGCUGUACACCCACCUGUGUCAGGCAUUAUGGUCUCAAUACCGGAAAGUCAAUAGUAGCUAGAAAAAAAAAGAAAAAAAAUGAAAAAACCGCACGGUGGCUAGCGACUACUUCAAGCCCACUCUGUCGCAGCUGCACUAAAAUCCAUCCAUUUUUCUCAACAGAUUGAAAAGGAAAAAGUUUCACGUUUGUUCCGAGGAGCACUGUAACAUUGUAAUUAAAGCUGAAACACCCUGUGUUGCGUCGUGAUUGCUUCGAAAAGCGGUACCUGGGUACCUCCCAUCGAAGCAUCGCAGACGUAACAUUCAGAGCGCCGCCAUACUUGAUUCGUUCUCGGAAACGAUCGUUGCAUACUCUUACGAACUGUGAAUCCAACAAUAACUGCGCUUAUUUUAGUUUCAUCCACUCAAAUUUCAGACGUUAGGAGGCCUGAAUAGGAAAAAAAAGAAAGCGUUUGUUGUUCCCUUAAGCUGCCUUACUACAAUCCAAAAGACUGUGUGGAAUGUUCAAACAAGAUCGCUGCCGAACUUUCUAAACAUGUUUAACCAAUAUUUCCCCCUGCAUUUUCGGUUCACAACACAUACAACUGCAGUGACAGAACAUCUACACGAUCCCACUUCGAAGCAUUUUAUACAGAAUGUCAGACAAACAAAGGGCACGUAGAUUUCGUGGUUAUUUUUAUACAAACUUUGUAAGCAUUCAUAUAAAUAAUGUGUCAACUGAAAUAAAAACUGCCGUAGAGAAACGUACUGCUGUUAUAAAUAGCGAGCUUCCGACGUAAAUACCAAUAUCACUAGUUCAGCUGUCAAAUAUAGGGGAAAAAGCACAGUUAUUGUUCAUUCUCUGAAACAUAUUUUAUUAAGCAUUUUUUCUGAACGAUCACUGUAGAAAGAGUCAAAUAUGGCCGCCAAAUUCAGGCACUUCACUAAAACUAUAUAUUUAUUCAAAUGAAACAAUAGAUUUCUUAGAAGACUCUAACAUUUUGUACAAUCCAUUUGGUCAUAGAUUUUUAUUAACCUAGUGUUAUUAAGAGAAUGACUCUGUAAAUAAGUCAGUGUAAGUACAUUCCACACUGGAUGUGCAUAUGAUUCUGCCUACAAGAAAAGGCACAAAACCGUUGUCUAUGCGUCAUUUCUUCAGAGAAGAAAAAUAUUUUAAUCAUAACUAAGAAAUUGAUUGCAUUAGUAAGCUAACGCUGAAGUCCUGAAAUUUGUUUCGUAGACAGCUGUAUUUUAUUUCUUUCGCCUUCAAGUGUGGUAUGUAUAUCAACAAACAGGAACUUUCUCCAUGAGGCUCGUUUGCAUGAUACUGGAGACAGGAGCCGUUGUUAAUUUGUUUCCUUUGUUCUUCCGUCAUCAGAUACACAUGAAAUUACUCGGCACCUUUACCUACCCAUGAACCACGUAGAAGCACCCAACACGCCUUCUUUUGACACCACAUUUCUUUCUCUCGUAGUACAGCAACCAGGCAUUCUUUCACGGGUUUCAUAUCUGUUCCUACUAGCAAGCACAUCUUUCAUGGCAGCUGCAAAAGAGUAACCGCACUUCGAACGAACGACUGUCAAAUCUUCGUAGCUUCAUCAUGGAUCCCUGUAGUUUUGUUUACGCGGAUCGUCGUCAUCUUUCAAAUAUACCUAAGAGAGGGGAAGAAACACAUUACAAUAUGUUUGUUUUUCUCACUUUAGUUUCAUUGUUUAUUUUCUUACUCUCCCCCUUCCACUUUAUUUUGAUUUUGCGGUGACGUGCGACAAGUCACGAGCAUGGCAGCAGGCACAGUUCGCGAAGAAACCUGCUCCAGAUCUUCCGCAGCGAAUCCGCAAUUCCGGAGGCGCGUCCAAAAUUGCACGUCGCAAAUCGCGCUUCUAAACUUGCGCGCGUAAGCUCUCGCGUCAGAAAUCUCAUCGCUUCGCUUGUAGCGCACGGAAGACGACUUGCGGCGGACGGGAGCAUUUAUAUUCGCGAACUGUGCCCACCGCCGAGACCUCCCCCUGUCCAAUCCCGCGCCCUGGUGUGUCUGCUGAACUGUCGCCUCGCGCGCUCAACCUUCUUCCCUGGUAGCUCAAGAUGUGAUGUUUGUUUUGGCCGGCGCGCGGCUUCCGCAGUUGGCAGACGACGAUUGGCUAGCUCCCAGUCUCCUGGUCUGAUGGUAAGACGGCCAGGCCGCGAGCGACGAGUGUGAGUAGAGAGAGUGGUCGUGGUGUUGGUGGUGGUGGUGGUGACGGUGGUGACGAUGACCCGCUGGGCUCGAGCGCACGCCCUCGCCGCUCUGCCCGACCCCUGCAAACAGCCAAAACUCUUGCAUGCUAAUUCUUCACUUCAAUUUCUGUUCUGUUCUCAAACAACAAAAAAAUCAACAACUACUAUUACAACAAAAAACACUUAGAAAUAAAAGUAACAAGGAUACACAUUCGUAGAAAAAAAACUGUGCAGAUCUUUUUUUUUAAUUAUAUAUAUAUAUAUAGGAGCUUAUGAGGUGUUGGGGCAAAACUUGACAAAAGUUAUAAAUCAGAAGAUUGCCUGAAUCAGUCUCAUAAUGCUGAAUGUAGGUUGUGUUUCGACACAUGAGAAAAAAUUUUCAAACACGAACAUAAAUACUGAGUGAAAAUGGAGUCUGUCAUACUUGAGAAUACUACAUAGAUAUAAUUUAGGGAAAAUGAACCUGACUUGUGUGAAACAGAAAGAAUCUAAAAUUUGGGGUGGGGCUUAUUUUCAUAGUACCGAGAAGUGUGGAUAACAUGGUUCAUGUGUACUUGUUAAAUGAUAAGAAAAUAUAAGGGUCAUCCCUUAUAAUAUGUACAAAGUUCAGUGUAGCUAGCAGAGACAGAAAAUACCCUUAUGUAGAUUGUAGAUAUUCACACCUUAGGUCAUAAAACAAUGGGAGUGUCAGGAAGAAUUAACAUUCUCUCCUGAAGAUCGGUUAUUGAUGAUUAUAAGAGGAAAAUACCAAAAAAGAUAGAAAUGAGGUAACCAUGCUAGUUAUUUAGACUAGAUUUUAAAUGUAGUGUCGAUAAAUAGGAAUAUGUAACCCAAUGUUAAAACUGUAUCCGCCGUGAAAACCAAAAUAAUCGCAUAGUAAGUUGGCUGAGGUGUCUAAUCCACUGUACACAGAGGGAAUUUUAUAUAUAUUUAAGAAAGAUAACCACUGAAAUAAUAAUAUAUAUUAUAUAACGUGAAAGACGGACAGUAGGAGUAAACUUAGAUAAAAAUUAGUGUUGUUUGUAGGAUGCCAUUUAAGAAAUCGGCAUAGUGAAAAACAUAGUGCUAGUAUUCGUAGCUUUUGGAAUGGUUUGUAUAUACGUGAGGAUAGUGUUGUUAAUUCCUUCUGCUUGUUUCAGAUUUGACACCUCAGCUGAAAAAAAAUAUAUUGUAGUAGGCAUAACAAAUUAUAUGUAUGUGACCUUCCCUUUUCUCCCCACUCCUUUACCCCGUUUUUGUUGGUCACUGCAAAACACUUGACUCAAUGUCUUGCGGCAUUCAUCAUUAGCAAAAUCUAAAGCCAGUGAUAAGCAGCUCCUCUUUCCCUGCUGGGAAAUGAAAGACUGAUAUCAGAAGCAAAGAUUUUUAAAUAUAAUGCGAAAAAAUUACAGUAUGAAUUACAGUUUUUGCCGUUGGUAUUUGCAGUUUAUUUAAUAGAGCAACAGAUCGUCGAAACAGUUACUGGAAAUAAUGUUUUUAGUGAGACGAUAUCGCAGGGCAGUGUUCAACUUUUUUGCAGUGUGUUCUUCCUAUAACACCACCAAUAUCAUCACAUUAGCCACUGGGCUUGUGCAAAUCAUUUACAGAACGUUGUUUAAUCUUAGGCAUGGCAACCUAUUUGAAAGAAAAGACAGGUUUAACCAACAGCAUCACAGUAUAAAUAUGCACAUGUUGUUAAAAGAUACAAGCUUAUUGCCACUGUAUCCUUACACAACAACACAUUACUCAAAAAGAGUGAGAUUGGCUUCCAUCUCACCUGCAUAAAAAUGUUAAUGUAACUGGAAAUAUUUUGACUUGUGAAUGAAGUGGUUCAUAGUUUAAAUGACGAAACAAGCACAGCAGUCAUAUAAUUUUAUAUAAAGGUGUAAUUAGAAUAUAGCAAGGUUUGCUGUUUCUUAUUUUUAAAAGAAAUUCGAACGGAGAUUUAUUACUACACGCAUUAUUGCAAAUGGUGUUUUCAUUCAAUUUUGAAAUUUUAAGAAAAGAUAUAUAAAGAAUUUAAUUUACUAUCAGAUCCUACUUAGUUACACAAUGAUAGAUUUAUAAAUACUAACUUUAUUGCAAGUUAAAAAAGCAAAGCUCCAAUUUGAUAUAUUUGCAAAUAUUUUGUAAUAAUUAGUUUUUCAUUUUGUACAAAGUGACUAUUUUUGUUAAAUAUUUAAAUCAAAUAAACUUAAGAGUUUUAGGAAAGGAAAUAUACAUGAACACUACAAAUAUUUGCAAGACAUUAAAUGGAGAGUUAGAAGAUUUUGAAUUAUUUUAUAAAGAUAUUCACCAGAUGUUGCCCUAUGCCCAUAGUGGUGAUUUGACAUGUUAUGUAUUCUCUCCCCCCCUUAAACCCACUCCUUGUUCCCUAGAGAUGUUGCUUGGUAAUAUCAGGUUGUUUCUUCAAAUGACACUUUGUUUCCAACAUGUUGGUGUUUAGUGUUAAGUUGCUUAAUGUGUAUCAGUAAAUACAUUGCAAUUUUUAAAGAAAAAAUUGCUUAUAUCAUGAAAGUUAUCAAUUUAAAAUAGCCUAAACGUGGUGCCAUGAAUGGUGGAGAAUAUUUUGUACUCUGUGAGUGGAAGUGAAGUGUUUUGAUACAAGAUUUAAAGAAAAACACAAAAAAAUCCGACAAGUAUUAAUAUUGGAAUCGCUUAAUUUGACAUAAUGUGAACUGUCGUUGAGAUUAUGUUGUUUGUAAGACACAGUAAUUUGCACACUAGAUGUAGUUGCACUCAAAAUAGCAAAUGUGUGUGUGUAUUUGUUUUCUAUGUGAUGGAAGGAAGCCACGUGAAUGUAAAUAAAUGUGAAAAUAUGUGAAAUUUCCCUUCGUGUAUUUCCUACAGAUAAAUAGGUGAAAAGAUGCAGCUAGACAUAAUUUAUCACACGUAAAUGAACCGUUAUCAAUUGAAGUUGCAACGAACUAUAAUGUAAGCCAUCGAGCUGUGAAUGUCACAAGCCAUAGUAUAUUAUUAAAAGCAUGUUCAAUGAUAAUGUGAAAGCACUGUAAUUUAUUUUUUGUGGGGGGAGGGAGGGAAACAAAAAGAGCUUCCAGUCAUAAGUAUGAUUCUCUAUAUUUUUGGUAUAGUGUGUUCCGGAAGAAGAUUGGAAGUAUUUCGAAUAAGAGAGAACUAUAAGUUGAUCAUCCUAACGGUAGCACGAACUUACAUCAUAUUCGCUGAGUGAACAAACUAAUGUAAUUGCUGAACAGAUAAGUCAGUUUUUGACUGUUUCCACCUGCUGGAAGAAGAAUGACUGCAGGAUGCGUACAUACUGCUCUGGAGCUUUUGAGUUUUUUUUUCUCGCAACGCUGAAGCUAACAACAUCUCCAGUGACACGUUUCUCCUGCUAGCUACGUUCAGUGCGCAUUAGAGUUGUGUGAAGGUCACAAUGAUCUGACGAUGGAAAAAUGUCAAAUCAUAUCAGAAGUGUAGCCUUGAGUAAAUUAAUGACAUAUUUUUGACGGAAGGAGAAAUGUAAGCGUGAAUGAUGAAGGGUCUGUACUUUCGCUCGUAUACGGUUUGCGCUGGGCAGUAGCGACCAGGAGAAAUCUGUCUACGGGAGAUGUUGUCAUGGGUAGAAUAUCAUGACUGAUGCAGAAAGCAAUCUAGCAAAUGAGAUCAACCUAGGACCUCGCCCUCCUCACACACACACACACUCACCCACCCCUGUACUCUGUGUAGCAAGUGUUUUAUACCAGCAACAAAAGUAACAUGUAAUGAAUAGUCCCAUAUGCUGGGGGUGAAAAAUGGUAUGUUAAAUAUAACCUAAGAAGUGAACCAAAAUGUAGAUAGCCUGAAACGAAUACCUAGAUUGGUAGUGGAGAAUGGAAUUGAGAAUAAAGAAAGUUAUAAUAAAA